AAAAAGCUUGUUUACUACGGUCCACCAUCUCGUGAAAUUGCAGGAAGGAAAGGUGAACAAAAACAAGAACAAGGAACAGCAUCAACAACAACAACAACAGUAGCAGAAACCGUUACUGUCAAACUUUCCAACAACAAUAACAACAAUAACUCUAAGCUAAGAGUCGGUUAUUGGGAGGAGGCUUAAUAUGGUGGCAUUUUUUAAUGCCUAUCCUUGGCAGUCCUUGAUAAUUCAUGAAUAUGAUGAAGACCCGUAGAGUCACAUGACAUUGUUGGUUCCUUGUUUUAGAAGAUAUAUAUGGAUACUCAUUCUUUAGUUAUAGAUGAUACUUCUGUUACUCUAUCAGAACAUCCCUUAGUCAUUGGUCAAGAGUUUCCAGAUGUGGAAACCUGCCGAAGAACAUUGAAAGAUAUUGCCAUAGCUAUGCAUUUUGAUCUUCGGAUAGUUAAGUCAGACCGCAGUCGUUUUAUAGCCAAGUGCUCCAAAGAAGGGUGUCCAUGGCGUGUCCAUGUAGCAAAAUGUCCUGGUGUUCCUACUUUUACUAUAAGAACCCUACAAGGAGAGCACACUUGUGAGGGUGUUCGCAACCUUCAUCAUCAGCAGGCAUCUGUAGGUUGGGUUGCAAGGUCUGUAGAAUCACGCAUUCGAGAUAAUCCACAAUACAAGCCAAGGGAAAUAUUGCAAGAUAUUCGUGAUCAGCACGGAGUUGCUGUUUCUUACAUGCAAGCUUGGCGAGGAAAGGAGCGAAGCAUGGCUGCACUUCAUGGAACAUUUGAAGAAGGUUACCGUCUUCUCCCUGCAUACUGUGAGCAAAUAAGGAAAACGAACCCCGGUAGCAUCGCAUCUGUUGGUGCCACCGGACAAGAAAAUUGUUUUCAGCGCCUGUUUAUUGCUUACCGUGCAUCAAUUUAUGGGUUUAUAAAUGCUUGUAGGCCUCUUUUAGAGCUUGACAGAGCACAUCUUAAAGGAAAAUAUCUAGGUACAAUACUUUGUGCUGCAGCUGUUGAUGCUGACGAGGCUUUGUUUCCUUUGGCUAUUGCUGUUGUUGAUAUUGAAAGCGAUGAAAACUGGAUGUGGUUUAUGUCUGAGUUACGGAAACUUCUUGGAGUAAACACCGACAACAUGCCUAGACUUACAAUACUAUCUGAAAGGCAUAGAGCCAUGGUGGAGGCAGUAGAAACACAUUUUCCUAGUGCUUCACACGGUUUUUGUCUGCGUUAUGUAAGCGAAAAUUUCCGCGAUACAUUUAAAAACACAAAGUUGGUGAACAUCUUUUGGAAUGCUGUUUAUGCCCUUACAGCUGCUGAAUUUGAAAGCAAAAUUACUGAGAUGAUAGAGAUUUCACAGGAUGUUAUAACAUGGUUUCAACACUUCCCUCCCUAUCUUUGGGCUGUGGCAUAUUUUGACGGUGUUCGAUACGGCCAUUUCACACUUGGGAUAACUGAAUUGUUGUACAAUUGGGCCCAAGAAUGUCACGAGCUCCCCAUUGUGCAGAUGAUGGAAUACAUCCGCCAGCAGAUGACAUCUUGGUUUAAUGAUCGACGAGAUGUGGGCAUGGAGUGGACUUCAAUUCUUGUACCAUCUGCUGAGAAGCGAAUUUCGGAAGCAAUAGCUGAUGCUCAUUGCUACCAAGUACUCCGAGCAAAUGAAGUUGAGUUUGAAAUUGUGUCAACUGAAAGAACCAAUAUUGUGGAUAUUCGAAGUCGUGAGUGCUCUUGUCGCCGAUGGCAGUUGUAUGGUUUACCUUGUGCUCAUGCUGCUGCUGCACUUAUUUCUUGUGGGCACAAUGCACAUAUGUUCGCCGAACCAUGUUUCACUGUACAAAGUUACAGAAUGGCCUAUUCACAGGUGAUAAAUCCUAUUCCGGACAAGAGUCAAUGGAGAGAGCAUGGAGAAGGGGCAGAAGGUGGAGGAGGUGCAAGGGUUGAUAUUGUAAUUCGCCCACCAAAGACUCGCCGACCUCCUGGAAGACCUAAAAAGAAGGUUCUGAGAGUAGAGAACUUUAAGCGUCCCAAAAGGGUUGUCCAAUGCGGUCGCUGCCAUAUGUUAGGACAUUCUCAAAAGAAAUGUACAAUGCCCAUUUGAAAGCAUUAGUUUACUUGUUAAAAUUCCAGCAACAUUAUAGCAAAUAGAAUGGAUGCUGUGUUUGUAAUGUAUUGUAAUUGUAAUUUAAAUUUAACUUUAAAAGUAUGCUGAUCCAGUCAUGGAAAAGUAAGGAUACAUUAGUUUCUCUCUA
Messenger RNA from Vicia villosa (hairy vetch), 2236 nucleotides. RefSeq lists its product as uncharacterized. The transcript has 2 exons. Bases 298 to 2085 code for a protein of 595 amino acids. Gene Ontology annotation, molecular function: zinc ion binding. The record is from RefSeq and is a predicted model, not a curated record. Lineage: Eukaryota; Viridiplantae; Streptophyta; Magnoliopsida; Fabales; Fabaceae.